AUGGCAUUGCCACGCAAGAUUCUGAUCGUUGGAGGGGGUGUCUUCGGACUAUCCACCGCUCUCUCUCUAUCAAAGCGACACCCAGAAUGUGAAGUCACCAUAGUUGAGUCGUCCCCGACAAUCCCCAACCCGCACGGCUCAUCCGUCGACACAUCCCGGAUCGUGCGCGCCGACUACGCCAACACCGCAUACUCCAAGCUCGCCGCAGCAGCCAUUGAGCGCUGGCGCAACACAGCCUGGGGCCAGGAAGGUCGCUACACCCAGAAUGGACUGCUACUCGUAUAUCCCGCCGACAGCGUCAGCGCAAAAGAGUACGCCCGCAAGAGCUACGCCAAUGUCCGCCAAAUCGAAGGCGAUAAGGUCGAGUUCCUGCCGACGCAGAAGGACGUCUUGAAGGUCGUGCCGGCAUACGGCUCGGAGCUCGAUGUCGCGGGCGGAUACGUGAACUGGGGUUCUGGGUGGUCUGAUGCAGCGGCUAGUGUGGCGUAUGCGAAGGCCCUCCUCGACGCAGAGGGCAAGGUUGUUUUCCGGACUGGGGACGUAGAGCGUGUGCUUUACUCGAGUGUGGGUGGGAAGUCGAAGGCUCGGGGCGUUGCGCUGGCGGAUGGGUCGACGGUUGAGGCUGAUCUCGUUGUGUUGGCUACUGGUGCGUGGUCGUCGAAAUUGGUCGAUUUGCGCGGCCGGGCUGUUGCGACGGGUCAGGCGAUUGGGUACAUGCGGAUUUCGGACGAGGAGCAGCGGGAGCUUGAGAAUCUGCCUACGAUUUUGAACUUCGCGACGGGCAUUUUCAUUAUCCCGCCGCGCCAUAACUUGCUUAAGAUUGCGCGGCAUGCGUUCGGGUACCGCAACCCGACUGCUGUGCCGGUGCCUGGGGAGAGUGGUCGCACGAUGGAUGUCAGUUUGCCAGAGAAGGGAGCGCCGGUCCCAUUGGAGGGACUGGAUUCUUUCCGAGUUGCGCUGAAGCAGCUUUUGCCACGAUUUGCGGAUCGUGAGUUCGUCGACACGAGAGUGUGUUGGUAUACUGAUACACCCAAGGGUGACUUCAUUGUCACUUACCACCCCGAGCACGAGGGUCUCUUCCUCGCGACCGGUGGUAGUGGACAUGCAUACAAGUUCUUCCCUGUCCUUGGAGACAAGGUGGUCGACGCAAUGGAAGGCAAACUGGACCCUGAGCUGAGUGAGAUGUGGACCUGGAGCGGCACCGCUGCAUCGGACGGAGAGGACUUUGACGGUGAUGGCAGUCGAUCCGGGGAGCGCAGGGCCAACCUGAAGGAUGAGUUGGCGAAGACGAAGAAGGCUUCGCGAGGCAGUGUGCUGUAA
Molecule: messenger RNA, 1320 nt
Organism: Penicillium olsonii
Lineage: Eukaryota; Fungi; Ascomycota; Eurotiomycetes; Eurotiales; Aspergillaceae
Source: the annotation of a GenBank genome assembly